CUGCUGGGCUUCAUCUACGCCUGCUACGUCAUCAGUGUCAUCACAGAGGAGGAGGACAGCUUUGAUUUUAUUGGUGGAUUUGACCCAUUCCCACUCUACCAUGUCAAUGAGAAACCAUCUCAUCUUCUGUUAAAGCCUGUGCCUCAGUCUUCGUAAAUGAAAAAGUGUGAUGAAGAGCAUCUGCUCUGGCCAUUCCUCCUCUCAGUUCCUCUCUCCUAAAACACUGUCUCAUCAUCCUCAAUCAGCCCUUCCUGCUUUAGACAGAAUUGGAGAACCAGCUCCCUGAUUUCCAGCUCUGGACAAAACGCAGCCGCUCCGACACACUCUUCCACAGUGGCUGCAAAGCAUAUCUAAACAGAAAGCUCUAGUGUUUUGAAGGGUGUUGUGCGUGUGUGUGGUCCAUGCUUUUGAGUUUGUUCACAUGUUGUGGUUCACUGAGUUCCAGCUCUGUAUGUAUGUGUGUGUGUGUGUGUGAGGUCAUUGUGUGCUGUUUACUUUCACUCAGGAUUUGCACAAUAAAAACGGA
This is a messenger RNA of Danio rerio (zebrafish), 526 nucleotides long. RefSeq names its product sodium/potassium transporting ATPase interacting 4 (gene nkain4). The record is from RefSeq and is marked validated. Gene Ontology annotation, biological process: regulation of sodium ion transport. Gene Ontology annotation, cellular component: membrane; plasma membrane. Lineage: Eukaryota; Metazoa; Chordata; Actinopteri; Cypriniformes; Danionidae.